UCACUUUGCCAAAGCGACCGGCCGUGCUGGAGAAGGGUCCCGUGGUCGGGAACGGAGGGCCACCACCGCAAGAAGUGACUCCUGCACUUCUGAGCGAACCGGGUAGCGGAUCCUGCCUCUCAAUGUUGAGACGAGUGGAACCCCACGGACACCUUGCCGUGCCUGUGACAGAGCCCGGAGCAGAGGACCCGGCCGCCGCGCCUGCACCCCGACCUGCCGAAACUGCCAUCAGCAAAACAAUAAAUCGAGCCCUGCUUCGUCCUGUUACCAGUUCCCAUGGUAUAAGGACUCCCACUGGGGCCAAUUUCCGGGGCCACCAACCUGGGGUCACUGCACGGGGACUCGGGGAGAGAUACACAACAGCGGACUAUCAGAUGGGCUUCCACCAGGCAGCGUGGACAGAAGUCACCUCGGGAGCCUCCAGAGCAGCCAGAUGUCUUUUCAGACAGGGAAAGGGAGGAGCCCCAGGAGCCCCUGCCUGGGACGCAUGCCCCCACCCAUCCAGAGGUGAAGACCACUCAGCCUGUGGCUGCCUUUCUCCAGCCUCUCUGCCUACGUCCCACAGCCUAUGUUUCCAGGAAAAUGAAGACGAACAAAUUUGCUGCAACCUAUUGAUAGCAAGUGGAUUCUUCCCUAAUUCAGAAACAUCUGUUACUCUGAAGGAAUUCAUGCACCUUAUGAAAGGUCCGGAGAGGAAUGGAGAAAGUAGGUGGACUGUGGCAACAGUUGACACUCGGAUGCAGGGGAGGGGCCAGGGGCCUCCCGAUGCUCUUCGCUCUGCUUGCUACAGGGCCAGAGAAGGAGAUGCCAAGUCCCAAGGGGAGACCAGCGUCCCAGAGGAUCUCCAUCAAUAAGAGCCAGUGCUGGCCUUUGGAUUCCAGAACCAGGAAGAAGAGUGUGCUCCAGGGAGAUCGCUGUGGCGGGCAUGACAAUAAGAGCCCCUGGUGAGUGUCUUUCUGGGGUCCCCUGCCCUUCACAGU
This is a messenger RNA of Lutra lutra (Eurasian river otter), 980 nucleotides long. RefSeq lists its product as uncharacterized. Lineage: Eukaryota; Metazoa; Chordata; Mammalia; Carnivora; Mustelidae. The transcript has 6 exons. The record is from RefSeq and is a predicted model, not a curated record. Bases 123 to 854 code for a protein of 243 amino acids.